Messenger RNA from Glycine soja, 1443 nucleotides. RefSeq names its product THO complex subunit 3-like. Gene Ontology annotation, biological process: mRNA export from nucleus. Gene Ontology annotation, cellular component: THO complex part of transcription export complex. The transcript is spliced from 11 exons. Bases 149 to 1090 code for a protein of 313 amino acids. The record is from RefSeq and is a predicted model, not a curated record. NCBI's taxonomy places the organism in Eukaryota, Viridiplantae, Streptophyta, Magnoliopsida, Fabales, Fabaceae. Gene Ontology annotation, molecular function: protein binding.
AAACACACACACACACAAUACAACACUCACGCUUCCUCCUGUUCCUACUUGUGCGUUUCCACUGUCAUUAGACAGUAGACACCGUUCACAGCAAUCACAGUUACUGGGAAUCUUUCUACUCAAGCCUCUAAGAUUCGUUGGUUCCACCAUGGAGGAACAAAUCCCAUUUAAGAAUCUCCAUAACAGAGAGUAUUCGGGUCACAAGAAGAAGGUGCACUCCGUGGCUUGGAAUUGCAUUGGCACAAAACUUGCUUCUGGUUCUGUGGAUCAAACUGCGCGAAUAUGGCAUAUUGAGCCACAUGGGCAUGGCAAGGUCAAAGAUAUUGAAUUGAAAGGUCACACUGAUAGUGUCGAUCAGCUAUGCUGGGACCCCAAACAUGCUGAUUUGAUUGCAACUGCAUCGGGUGACAAGACUGUUCGUUUGUGGGAUGCUCGAAGUGGAAAAUGCUCUCAACAGGCAGAACUUAGUGGAGAGAAUAUCAACAUCACUUACAAACCUGAUGGGACUCAUGUAGCUGUUGGUAACAGGGAUGAUGAAUUAACAAUAUUGGAUGUUCGGAAGUUCAAACCAAUUCAUAGGCGCAAGUUCAAUUAUGAGGUAAAUGAGAUUGCUUGGAACAUGACGGGUGAGAUGUUCUUUCUAACAACAGGAAAUGGGACUGUGGAAGUACUUUCUUACCCAUCUCUUCGACCUCUUGACACUCUCAUGGCUCAUACAGCUGGUUGUUAUUGCAUCGCAAUUGAUCCAGUAGGAAGAUAUUUUGCUGUUGGAAGUGCUGAUUCCCUUGUCAGUCUGUGGGAUAUCUCAGAGAUGCUCUGCGUGCGUACCUUCACAAAGCUGGAAUGGCCUGUCCGGACAAUUGGCUUCAAUUACACUGGAGAUUUUAUUGCUUCUGCAAGUGAAGACUUGUUCAUUGAUAUUUCAAAUGUUCAUACUGGAAGAACAGUGCAUCAAAUUCCUUGUAGGGCUGCUAUGAACAGUGUUGAGUGGAAUCCUAAAUACAAUUUACUUGCAUAUGCUGGUGAUGACAAAAACAAGCAUCAGGCUGAUGAAGGUGUUUUUCGCAUUUUUGGUUUUAAAAAUGCUUAGUAUUUGGCAGAGGCACCGUUUUUACUGGUAUUUGAGAAUGCAAACAAAGAGCCUGAUGAGGUUGAUUUGUAAUCUGAAUGAAUCAGAUUAUUAUGUAAUAAUCUUUGGAACAAGGGGCAUUCACGGACAUGAAUAGAAUCGAAAGGAUUUUUUUUUUCUUCCAUUCUUUUUAGUAAUUAGUAUGGAAAAAUGAGAUCUUUUUAAGAAAUUUUGUAUGUUAUACAAGUUGUGACCACAAUUUGUUAAUAGAUUUAGACAUCCUUCUUUCUUUUCUUUCUUUUUUUUUACACACCGCUCUCCAAUUAGAAUGGAGUUCACUUUGGUAAUUAAUGUGUGCAUUAAAUGACAACACA